AUGACUCUUCUGGUUUUUCCAAUUGUCAAGAUCUCUUUUCUUCUCGGUUUUGCUUUACCUGGUUAUGACUCUUCUAAUGGUUUGGAACUGGUUGGAAUGACAAUUAUGAAGACUCUGGACGGAGCACCAAAUGCAAGUCAACUUGUGUUACAGGCAUUGGACUUGGUCGAGGAUGACUGGUGUCUAGGAUCAUUUAUGAAUCUAGAGGCUGGAUCUAGUGCUCAAGUCGUGUUGUUUCAUGCUGGAGUCCUUGGAAGUCCUGCCAAUUGCGGUAUGGUUUGGAAAGAAUUAGGGGAUAAUAUCAUAACUGGUCAGUGGAGCGUAUCUAUUAAAACCGGAACAAGCUACCUUCCUUGAUGGUCUUAAAAUGUCAGAUGUACUGCUAGUGGCAACCCUUCUUCC
This is a messenger RNA of Halteromyces radiatus, 402 nucleotides long. RefSeq lists its product as uncharacterized. The record is from RefSeq and is a predicted model, not a curated record. Lineage: Eukaryota; Fungi; Mucoromycota; Mucoromycetes; Mucorales; Cunninghamellaceae. The transcript is spliced from 5 exons. The coding region runs from base 1 to 357 and encodes 118 amino acids.